Messenger RNA from Acipenser ruthenus (sterlet), 1599 nucleotides. Its product is annotated as tumor necrosis factor alpha-induced protein 8. Gene Ontology annotation, cellular component: cytoplasm. Bases 394 to 990 code for a protein of 198 amino acids. Lineage: Eukaryota; Metazoa; Chordata; Actinopteri; Acipenseriformes; Acipenseridae. The record is from RefSeq and is a predicted model, not a curated record. The transcript has 2 exons. Gene Ontology annotation, biological process: regulation of apoptotic process.
CUAAUUAAACUGCGAGGAAGGCACUCCCUGCUGAGCGUCCGUACCAUUCUACUUAAUACAUUACUUUCAUAGUGAUGACUUACUCCAGAAAAAAAAAGCACCGACAAAUUAACUCCACCCUAUCCAGGAGCCGGAGUAGCAGAAGGAUAAAGAAAUAGUAUCUGCUGCCAUUUGGCCUUCACGUGAAAACAGCAGACUGUGUCUCAGGCACUUGGCUGGAAGUUGAAUUGAGGGGAAGUGGAAUCAGUUUUCCUGAGCUAAUUUCUCAUUUGCUGACAUUACAGAACUAUCCAGCUCAGGCUGUUUGUUUUCUUUCUUUUUUGAGAAGUUGUCUGUUUUUGCUUUAAGUGCACUUAAACUGUAAUCCCGUCUCCAGUGAGUUACACUGAAACCAUGGGCUCAGAAGCUGAGGAAUCAAAAGAAGUGGCCACAGAUGUCUUCAGUUCCAAGAGCCUGGCAGUUCAGGCUCAGAAGAAGAUACUGGGGAAAAUGGCCUCCAAGUCGAUCGCUACAAUACUGAUAGACGACACCAGCAGUGAGGUCCUGGAUGAGCUGUACAGAGUAACCAGAGAGUUCACGCAAAACAAAAAGGAGGCGGAGAAGAUCACCAAAAACCUCAUCAAGAUAGUCAUCAAACUGGCCGUUCUUUUCAGGAACAACCAGUUCAACCAAGAGGAGCUCGAACUCAUGGAGAAGUUUAAGAAAAAAGUCCAUGGGUUGGCCAUGACUGUCGUCAGUUUCCACCAAGUUGAUUUUACUUUUGACCGGAAUGUUUUGUCCAAACUUUUGAAUGAAUGCAGGGAGUUACUCCACCAGGUUAUCAAUCGCCAUCUAACAGUAAAAUCCCAUGGGCGAGUCAAUAGUGUCUUUGAUCAUUUCUCAGAUUGCGAGUUUCUUGCUGUUUUGUACAACCCCUUUGGACCUUACAAACCCCAUUUGCUGAAACUCUGUGAUGGUGUCAACAAAAUGCUAGACGAGGGGCACAUAUGAGCACUUCCUAUAUUUUCUACGGAUUUACUUUUCUUGCAUAAGUAACACUGCAGACUUAUGAGAGAGUAAGGGACAUUUGCAGGAAAUAAAGUACAUGUAUUCUGUGCACAGUCAGAAUUGAUCACUUGCUGUAUUUUUCUUUGUGAUGAGGUUAUAUAUGCUAAUGUGUGUAUUGUUGUGCAGAAGCAUGAAUGCCUUUGCUGUGCUAUGCUGAAAAGAUAUAUAUUUUACUGCAUUGCUUUAACAGUGGUUUAGACUGGGGGUCUUGGCUGACUAGCACUGAGGAAAACUGGUCAAACUUGACUCGUAAUCCAUCAAAAACAUAAAGUACCAAAAAUUAACACGCCUCAGUAUUACUGUACAGUUUAAUUUGCCCUGUCUUACAGAUGGUUAGAUUUUGUGUCCUGCUAAAUCUAAAACAGUACAUUGUUGUGUAAUAUUCAUUAUGAUUCCAAAAUUCUAUUUUGUUGUUACAAACUUAAAUAUUUAUAAAGAGUUUUAAUAAUACAUUCCUUUUAUAAGUACUCGGGAUUUGAAACUUGUUGACCUCCAUCUGUUGAAUGUGGAAAGCAAAUACUGUAUGAUGCAAUAAAACAAGUACAAAAACCA